Molecule: messenger RNA, 1836 nt
Organism: Toxorhynchites rutilus septentrionalis
Lineage: Eukaryota; Metazoa; Arthropoda; Insecta; Diptera; Culicidae
Exons: 3
Coding region: 1-1836 (611 amino acids)
Biological process (GO): DNA integration
Molecular function (GO): nucleic acid binding
Source: RefSeq, a predicted model, not a curated record
AUGCGUAGCGACCUAAUGCCGUACAUGACAACCGAUAAGCGACCUACCAAACGGAUCGUCCUGAGCUGUAUUAUGAGUCUAUUCGAUCCUUUGGGGCUGUUGUCGCCGUAUACUAUUCACGGAAAAGAUUUGCUGCAAGAUACAUGGCGUUCCGGAUGUACAUGGGACGAACAAUUGAAUGACGAAUGCUACGAGAAAUGGUGCCGUUUGAGAGCAGCGUUUACCAUUAUUGAGAAGAUAAAAAUUCCCAGAUGUUAUCUACGAGAUACUCCACCCUCAGCCCCACGAAACAUUGGAAGCCCACGUAUUUUUGGACGCCAGUCAGGACUAUUACGGCUGUGCAGUUUACUUCAGCAUCACUCAUCUUGGAAUGUCAAGAUGUUCUCUGGUGGCUGCGAAAACCAAGUGUGUUCCAUCGACGUCCCGCUUAAGCAAGAGGAGUAUGAACUAGCCGAACAGAUCCUAUGGAAACAGGCGCAACGAGACUGUUACAAAGACGAAGUUACUGUCAUAUCGAAGAACCAGGAGUUGUCGCGAGAAGAGUGGUUGCAGAUCGAGAAAUCAAGUCCUCUGUAUAAACAAAGUCCAUUCCUUGAUGAAUAUGGAGUUCUACGCAUGGAUGGGCGGUUAAGAUUAGCAGAUUUUGUACCCUAUGAUACUCGUUUUCCUACCUUACUUCCCAGAAAUCAUAUUAUAACCUACCGACUCAUCGAAUCAUAUCAUCAACGGUAUGGGCACGCCAACAAAGAAACUGUCUUCAACGAACUUCGUCGACGAUUUUCUAUUCCCAAGUUAAGAAUAUGUGUGGCCCAAGUAAUGAAGAAUUGCCAGUGGUGCAAGGUACAUAAAACUAAACCGGAAUUUCCUCGAAUGGCUCCACUACCAGCUGAACGGCUCGUACCAUUCGUGAAGCCAUUUAGCUACGUAGGGAUUGACUACUUUGGGCCUAUAGACGUCACAGUUGGUCGAAGAACUGAGAAAAGGUGGAUUGUUCUGUUCACUUGCUUAAAUGUUCGAGCAGUUCAUCUGGAAGUCGCGUAUCGCUUGAACACCGAAUCCUGCAUAAUGGCCAUUCGUCGGUUUGUAGUACGGAGAGGACCACCUAUUGUCAUCUUCUCAGACAACGGUACAAACUUUAAGGCAGCCAACAGGGAGUUACAAGAACAGAUUCAACGUAUAGAUGCUUCAUGUGCAAAUGUUUUUACCAACGCAAGAACUCGGUGGAGUUUCAACCCUCCGUCUGCGCCUCACAUGGGCGGCGUGUGGGAGCGCAUGGUCCGCUCAGUUAAGGAAAUGAUGUCAACACUAAAUAAUGAACAACGACUGAACGAUGAGAUAUUGCUCACAGUGAUUUCCGAAGCAGAGGAGAUAGUUAACGCCAGGCCACUUGUUUACGUGCCGCAAGAUUCAGAUACAGGAGAGGCUAUAACGCCUAAUCAUUUUUUACGUGGUAUAUCGUCGGAACUUGAGAACCUAUCAAUUACACCAACUAACGAAAUAGAAGCAUUGCGCAAUACUUAUCACCGUUCGCAGAUUGUUGCUGAUCGACCGUGGAAGCGUUGGUUAAACGAGUAUUUACCGUCGUUAAAUGCCCGUUCGAAAUGGUUGGAAGAGUCCAGACCAUUGAACCCUGGAGACUUAGUUUUCGUAGUAGACGAUCACGGACGUAACGGAUGGAUUCGAGGUAAAGUCGAAGAAGUGAUCCAAGGCAGAGAUGGGCGCAUACGGCAAGCUAUGGUGCGUACCUCUACGGGAGUAUUUAAAAGACCAGUGAGUAAACUGGCGUUGAUCGAAGUGAAGUUGUCAAGUACCGCCAACUUCGCCACCGGUCGCUGA